Aspergillus wentii DTO 134E9 is the source of this 1012-nucleotide messenger RNA. RefSeq lists its product as uncharacterized. The transcript is spliced from 5 exons. The record is from RefSeq and is a predicted model, not a curated record. The coding region runs from base 83 to 829 and encodes 248 amino acids. Lineage: Eukaryota; Fungi; Ascomycota; Eurotiomycetes; Eurotiales; Aspergillaceae. Gene Ontology annotation, molecular function: hydrolase activity.
CAAAUAUUUAGGCAGGCCUUACCCCGCCCCUUCUCGCUCCUUCGAACAUCUGUACAGAAAUCAUUGACCCAUCGAAGAGAAAAUGUCUUGCGAAGCGUGCAAAACAAUCCCACCUGUUAUCCCUCAGGGAUACACCCCUAAGGGCAAAUGGGAAACCAUCGCAGAUCUGAAGACUUACGUCACCGGCUCGACAGACGCGUCGAUCGGCAUCGUCGACAUUUACGACAUCUUCGGACUCGCCAGCCAAACCAUCCAAGGAGCCGACCUCCUCGCAGCAAGACUCAACGCUGUCGUCCUAGUCCCCGAUUUCUUCAAAGGCGAGGCUGCCAAACAUGAAUGGCUUCCCGCCGACACGGAGGAGAAACAAAAGCUUUUGAUGGGUUUUGUCUCUACAGCUGCGUCGAUCCCAAACAAUGUGGGGGUUCUUUUGGAGGCGAUCAAAGAAUACCAGACCAAGUUCCCGACUGUCAAGAAAUGGGGUGCUCUUGGUUUGUGCUGGGGUGGAAAGGUUACUGUUCUUUCCUCCGGACCUAACACACCAUUUGCGGUGUCUGCUCAAGUUCACCCAGGACGCAUGGAAGCCGCCGACGCCGAAAAGCUGACCAUCCCUCACAUCGUCCUCGCCUCGAAAGACGAACCUGCAGAGGCAGUACAAGGCUACAAGGAUAUCAUCGGCAAGAAUGGAAUUGGCGGGGUUAUCGAGACGUACGACAAGAUGUGGCACGGCUGGAUGGGAGCUCGCGCCAACCUGGAUGGCGAGGAAAGUCUUGCGGAGUAUAUCCGAGGAUACGCUCAAAUUGCCGACUACUUCGAGAAGUACCUCAAUUAGAUCAGGCGCUGGCAAUUGGUAGAGUACAUAGAUUGACGAUCAUGAUUACAUAAAUAUACAAGAUAGAAUGGAACUUCUUUCUCUGUCAACUUGGAACAAUCCUUGAACGCAUCUCCAGAAAAAUUAACCCCUUCCCUGUCCAAUCCGGAGUUAAUACCUCGGUAUCCGGACCUUCUUCCUACC